Messenger RNA from Dimorphilus gyrociliatus, 1691 nucleotides. The record is from the annotation of a GenBank genome assembly. NCBI's taxonomy places the organism in Eukaryota, Metazoa, Annelida, Polychaeta, Dinophilidae.
CAGUUCUGCUGAAAUCGAUGACGAGGUUACACUAAGUUUUUUCUGCUUCCAAGAAAAACAAAAUUUUCAAAAAGUGAAUAUCCAAAUAAUGGACAUUGGGCAAUACGCUAAAAAAACAAGCCAAGGUUCAACAUACUUUAUGACUUCUCAGGUGGGAUUUUACCCUUUUCGUCACGAAUCCGGUUUGGAGACUAUUCGAACUCCUGUAUGCCCUGUGCGAAACCAGAUGAGUGGCGGAGGUUUACUCAGAAUUGAACAGAACGUACCAGUGAAACCAGUAGCGUUUAUCAAUUUGAAUGAAAAUGGUAAUAUUUGUAUAAGAAGUCCAGACGGUCUUGGCGAAGUCCGUCAGGAGAAUCAAGUUCAAGAUGUUGCUUUAGCAAUUGAAAGAAUUCAACAACAAUCGAGGGCGGAGGCCGAAGCUGAAGUCGCGAAAUCCGGUGUACCGGAUCUGGGCUACUUGACUCGAAAGAGGGGCAGACCAAGAAAGAGUGUUCCCACUAAGAGACCUUUCCUGGAAGAAAGUGCAAUUCCUCCACCACCGCCUCUCAUUCAUGUUCAACCACCGUAUUUAAAAUAUCCAGGGACCAAUCCUCUGUCUCCUGAAUCAACUUCGCCAGAUUCGCAAGUAUCUUCGCCUUCUUCGCCAUCUUCAACGAAUCUCUCAGAGCCACCCUCACCGGUCAGUGUUGACCCAAGAAAACGUUAUAUCGCUGAAAAACUGCAGAGAAAGGAUUCUCCAGUUGAUGCAGUUGAUCUUACCACAAAAACAAGCCGUCCUUUGGUAUGUUCCAUCUGCACGGAUCCCUUCAGCUCUGAGAAUAUUCUUGAAUUACAUUUGAAAAAUUGUCAUGGAAUUGACUCGCAUUCGAAAAAGAAUGAUUUAUCGGCAGAGAUGAAUGACCUAGAAGAAAUCUCUGGUUGUCUCUCUUCGGCCUUUCGAAAGUGUGUCGAUGCAUUUCGUACCGCAUCAACUAGGAUAGCUAACCCUCAAGAAAGUAUGGACUUUGCCGCUGAAUUAGCGACAGAGUGCGCCGAAAGAAUAUGCUCUAUUCUAAGAAAUAGCACAGGUACAAAUGGUACCUUCGUACAACUCAUGCGCCACAUUGUUACAGCAGCAGUUAUGCGGUUAUUAGAAACUCCAAAAUUAGGUCUCGAUCGUGAGGUUAUCUAUAGAAAAGCGUCGAGAGAUAAAUUAUUGGCAAAUUUCUGUCAGGCCUUUGUUCAGACUGUACCUGAUUUAUUAAGAAUGCAAGAAAAAAGAAAAUUCGGAAAGAUGGCCCAAGAACAACACAUUACAUCAACAAUAGAUGAACCGAGGGGUAACAGUAUAUUAAGAGCACUUUAAAAAAUAAUAAAAAUAAUAAUAAUAAUAAAUACAUCUAUAUAUAUAUAUAUAUAUAUGUAUGUAUGUAUAUGUAGAUAAACAUGUAAAUGUUUUUUUUUUAUAAAAAACAAAAAAAAGUGAUUGUUAACCGUAGUGUUGGAUCCAGUUAAAAAAAAAUAAGUUACGAAAAUGUUAACAGAAUGCCGUAUUAGAUUAGAUAUUUUAAAUAUAAUUCCGAAAAGCCGCAAUCUGUUUUUUUUGUUAACACUUGAUUAAAUUUAAUGUGAGAUGUGAUGGUAUAUAUAUAUAUAUUAGUAUAUAUAUACUUAUAUACAUUAAACUGUAAUACUUGUAUUUACGUGCU